Molecule: messenger RNA, 556 nt
Organism: Pimephales promelas (fathead minnow)
Lineage: Eukaryota; Metazoa; Chordata; Actinopteri; Cypriniformes; Leuciscidae
Source: RefSeq, a predicted model, not a curated record
GAAUUUCAGAUAUUGUGUUGCUCAGGCUGAUCUGAGACACACUCAUAACACCACUGUAAAGAUGGCGGCCUCCGUCAGAUAUUUACUGAAACCUUGGACACCGAGUGUGUGUUUCGUGAGAUGGAGUCGGUAUAAUCCAUACUAUCUGGAUCCUGAUCCCAGUAAAGAUGCUGUUCCAGAGUCAGAGCUUAGUCCUGAAGAAAAAGAGCUGCAGGAACUGAAAACAGUGAGUCCGAUAAAAGCAGCCUUGUCGAGCGACACCAGCUCUGCUUUCAGCGACCCGUUGAUGAGCAAGUUCAUCAACAUGAUGAUGCAAGAUGGCAACAAAAUCCUUGCUAGAGGAAUCAUGACACAGACGCUGGAGCACAUAAAGAGAAGACAGGUGGAGAAAUACCACAAGUCUCCCGCGGCGAAGAGAGACGAGGUGGAGUGUAAUCCGUACGCCAUCUUCCAUCAGGCUCUGGAGAACUGCAAACCCAUCAUUGGUCUGGCCAGUGUUCAGAAAGGAGGGAAGUUUUACCAGGUCAGCGAACAACCUUGAAUAUUUAUAUUUACU